AUGUUGCUGGUGCUCGCAUUGGUCAAGUGCAAAAAGUCAAGGUCCAGAUUUACCAACCUCAAGUGCAACAGCUCUGAUCCCGAAUUCGCGCGGUUUGAUAAGUGCAAACUCAAUGUCAUUGGCAGAGGAAUCGUUGCCGUUGACAUACUGAUAGUAAUGCUGAAGGUUCCAAUCGAUAAUGUAUUCAUCAACUGGAGCAUAUGGCGCCGCUAUAAUAGCUUCCAACCGUUUCUAUACAAUGCCAGUUGCGAUUUCUGCCAACUUUUGGCACGUCCGCAUAGGAUCGCCUUCGAGUCCCUUGUGCUGGCAGCUAUUCAAACGAGAUCCAAUGUCAAUCAUACGUGCCCGUACAAUCACAACGUCAUUGUGGAUAACUUGGUGUUCAACGAUGCGUUCCUGAAGACGCUGCCACUGCCCCAAGGCGAGUACAAGAUACAGCUGCGCUUUGCUACUAACAAAGUAUGGAAACUUACGGUGGAAGUGUUCAUUCUGCGUGAGGAAUGAUGCCAGAUGAUUCUAAUUAAUAUGGCACUUCAGCAGCUUUUUACAAUGUAUUCCAUAUUUAUUACAAAAUUUGGUAUCAAAUAAAAGGUAAACACAAAUUUCUGUGCAUUGAGUUGUGUUAAGAUUUGAAUUUGAUUUGAGAUUAUUGUGCAUAGCAAUUUGAUGAAAAUUCUAGACAAAUUUCGUUCAACUGCCUUACAAUAAAUACGACGAUGUGGCAGAAAGAAUUAUACAAACGCUUUUAGGCAUUGCACUUUGAACAGAUCAAAAUACGAUACAAAAGACUCGGAAUCCUUAUAGAUAUCAUUACAUGUAUGCAUAUUCGUAUAGUUAGUUAAAUGUGUGUAAAUGCUUUGCUGGCUUUACUAAUGGAUUACAGUCUAGAAUGAAUUAUGUUAGCGAGCUUAAGCUAAGAGGUGUAACAAACUAAAAAUGAAAAUAAGAUUACAGAGCAAUAAAAUAAUGAAAUGGCACGUCUCAAAGUCGAACACUAAACGAACACAGAAUAUACAUAGGCUACACGUACGUUAAUCGAAUGUCUUAUGUUUUCUUUUGAUUUCAGAUUAUUUGUAGAUACUAGAAGAGACUGAGCUUAAACUAUGCAUUCAUUGUUCAUGCCUUCGUUAGUUAAUAGUUGUAUUUAUAGAUCGAUAUAUGGAGUAUAUGUUUAAAAGUAGUUUCCGUCAAUAAAUAUUCCACUGGCCAGAGUCCUCCACAUGAAUUGCAUUAAAAUUAACUAGGCUAACAUAUACCUAUGUGUGUGUAUAUAUAUAUUUAUAUAUAAUUAUAUGUGUAUAUGGCGUCGCUUGUAUUUACAGUUCUAUUCGUUCAUAUAUCGCACAUGCAACUAAAGACUAAGCUAGAAACUAUAAAGAAACUAUUUAAAAUUAAAAUCGAAAACGAAAUCUAAACGUCAA
Drosophila hydei is the source of this 1421-nucleotide messenger RNA. RefSeq lists its product as uncharacterized. Lineage: Eukaryota; Metazoa; Arthropoda; Insecta; Diptera; Drosophilidae. Bases 1 to 504 code for a protein of 167 amino acids. The transcript is spliced from 3 exons. The record is from RefSeq and is a predicted model, not a curated record.